This is a messenger RNA of Lottia gigantea (owl limpet), 4827 nucleotides long. RefSeq lists its product as hypothetical. Bases 1 to 4827 code for a protein of 1608 amino acids. Gene Ontology annotation, biological process: extracellular matrix organization; proteolysis. The record is from RefSeq and is a predicted model, not a curated record. Lineage: Eukaryota; Metazoa; Mollusca; Gastropoda; Lottiidae. Gene Ontology annotation, molecular function: metalloendopeptidase activity; zinc ion binding. The transcript is spliced from 36 exons.
AUGACUGGCAAGGCAGCUGAAAAGGUAACCAGUAUAUAUCGUCAUCCUACUAUAGAAAACUUCAUUGACAUAGUUGUCGUUAAAUUAUUAUUAUUAGAAUCUACACAGGUAGGACCUCCAGUUAGUGCCAAUGCUGCUAAAACAUUAAAAGACUUUUGUCGUUGGCAAGGAGAAAAUAAUGAACCUACGGAUAGUCCAGGUCAUCAUGACACUGCCAUUUUAUUAACUAGACGAGAUAUAUGUAGAGCAGAAGGUAAAUGUGAUACUUUAGGUUUAGCUGAAUUGGGAACAAUUUGUGAUCCUGUAAGAAGUUGUUCUAUUAUAGAAGACAAUGGAAUAAGUGCAGCUUAUACUGUUGCUCAUGAACUUGGUCAUGUAUUUUCUCUACCUCAUGAUGAUGAUAUUCAAUGUAAAGGAUUUAGAGGUCGUAGAAUUGGUAAAAAAUAUCAUGUUAUGGCUCCAACAUUAGAUUAUAAUGCUAGCCCCUGGGAUUGGUCCUAUUGCAGUGCCAAAUUAUUAACCCAAUUUAUUGAUGCAGGUCUUGCUGAAUGUCUCUUAGAUCCUCCCAAAGUUCGUAAAUAUGUGAAAAUGGUGGAUGAUAAUCACCUUAAAGCACCAGGUCGGCUGUACACUGUAGAAAGACAAUGUGAACUGGUAUUUGGUGAACAAUACUCAAUUUGUCCCUGGCAUUCAAUGGGAAGUUGUGAAAGAUUAUGGUGUACCAAUAAAACUAAUUCAUCUUCUGGUUGUCGAACAAAACAUAUGCCCUGGGCAGACGGUACCAAGUGUGGCAGUAGAAUGUGGUGUAAACGUGGUAAAUGUGUACCUAUGUCUGCUAGUCAAAUGGGACCAGCUGUAGAUGGUAGUUGGGGAGAUUGGGAGAAAUAUGGACUUUGCUCUAGAAGUUGUGGUGGUGGUGUGAAAUUUAAAAUCAGACAUUGUAACAAUCCAACGCCAUCCAACCUAGGAAAAUAUUGUCUUGGUAAAAGAAAGAAGUAUAAAUCUUGUAACACUAAGCCAUGUCCGCCUAUCGUAGUUGAUUUCCGUGAAGAACAAUGUAACAAUGCUAGUCAAAAAAUUCAUAUUAAUGGAUUACCACCAAAUGCUAAAUGGGUUCCAAAAUAUUCAGGGGUACAAAUGAAGGAUGCAUGUAAACUAUUCUGUCGAACUGAUCAAGGUUCAGCAUAUUAUGAACUAGAUGAUAAAGUUAUUGAUGGAACUAAAUGUUUUGCUCUGGAAGAUGAUAUCUGUGUAAAUGGCAAAUGUCGAGCUGCAGGCUGUGAUAAUCGUCUAGGAUCUCAAAUGAAACGUGAUCAAUGUGGUGUUUGUGGGGGAGAUAACUCUUCGUGUAAAACUAUAAGAGGGACAUAUAAUAAUGCUAUCUAUGGUUAUAAUAGAAUAUUAACUAUACCAAGUGGUGCUACAGAUAUUGAUAUUAGACAAGUUGGACAUCGAAACUCUAAAGAUGAUGACAACUAUUUAUCUAUCAGUAAUGCUAAAGGGAAGUAUAUAUUAAAUGGUGGAUUUGUAGUACGUACUGAAAAGUUUACUAUUAAAGUACAGAGUGGUGUAUUAGAUUACAGUGGAUCCAGUGCCUAUGUUGAACAUAUUAAUUCUACCAGAAUGAUAGGAGAAUCUAUUACCAUAUUUGUAUUGUCCGUUGGUCAACUCAAUCCACCCAAUAUAACAUACACCUAUAAAAUAUCAGUAGGACCUAAUGUACAGUAUAGAUGGAGUAAUGAAGGCCAAUGGAGAAAAUGUUCUAGAAUCUGUCAAGGUACACGUAAAAGAAAGAUAGUAUGUAUAAGAGAAGAUGAUAGAUUAAGUGUAUCUAAAAGAAGAUGUCGUGGUAAACCUAGACCAGAACGAAUGAUAGAGAAAUGUAACACAAAUUGUGAAGUUUCUUGGAGAGCAGUAGAUCAAGAAGAAUGUCCAGUGAGAUGUGGUACAGCUUUAAGAAGACAAUUUGUUAACUGUAUUAAACAAACGUCAUCAGAAGUAACUGAUAUAGAUGAUAGACACUGUCGCCAUCUAGGAGCUAAACCGAAUGACUAUGUAGAAUGUCAUGGAGAAUGUUUGCCCACAACUUGGACUUAUACUCUCUGGUCAGCUUGUAGUGUAACUUGUGGAACUGGUAAACAGUAUCGUCAAGCUAAAUGUGUUGAUGAAGCUGGUAAAGACCUACCAGAACAUGAGUGUUAUGUUAAAGAUAAGAAGAUUGUUCAAGUCUGUUUUAAACCAGAAUGUACUUACUGGGAAACUGGAGACUAUACCGGGUGUACAGUUACUUGUGGACGUGGUAAGAGACAUCGUAAGAUCUGGUGUAGUAAGAAAGGUGAAAUGGUCAGUGAUAAUCUGUGUGAUAGAACUCAACGACCUCAUCCUACCAAAGAAUGUUUUAUGGGAGAAUGUCCAGAAUGGUUUAUUGGUGGUUGGGGAAUAUGUUCUGUAUCAUGUGGUAAAGGUCAUAAAGAAAGAGCUGUAAAAUGUCGUCUGAAAGAAGUUCUACAGGAUGACAGUGUUUGUGAUGCUAGUAAACGUCCUGUUGAUAGACAGCCAUGUUAUCGUGAAGGGUGUGGAACUACAGUUGGUCUACCUAUACAAGAAAAAACAACUCUUUAUCCUCAACAAGCUUACUGGAGAUUUGGAAGUUGGACAGAGUGUUCAUCAAGUUGUGGUACAGGAUCUAGAGAUAGAUUUGUGAGCUGUAUGGAUUAUCAUAAUAGAAGGAUUAAAGAUGAGAAAUGUAGUCAUCUUCCCAAACCAGCUAGUCAUGAGAGCUGUUUUCUUACACCCUGUGGUCAUUGGAAGACUGGUGACUGGACUGAGUGUACAGUAACAUGUGGUGAAGGUAUUAGAAAGAGACAAGUAAAAUGUAUGUUAUUUGGUGAUGUUGUAACUGAUGAUGAUCAAUGUGACUUAUCCUCUAAACCUCUACAACAAUUUCACUGUAACCGAGAAGAUUGUACAGUCAAAGAAUCAGAUAAGGAGGAAGACUUUGCCAUAGCUGUUAUAACUAGUAAUGAUGUUGAUGGUACAAGUCAUUAUAGAGUUGGUCCAUGGAGUCCUUGUUCUGUAACUUGUGGUACUGGAUGGCAGAGAAGACAAGUGGUAUGCCGUGAUGAAAACGGUCCCAGUAAAGAUUGUGAUGAAUCAGUGAAACCAGAUAAAAUACAGAAUUGUGAAACUAUACCAUGUCCUAAAUGGCAGGUAGAAGACUGGUCAGAGUGUUCAGCAGAAUGUGGAGCUAAAGGAGAACAGACAAGAGAAGUGAGAUGUAAACUAGAAAAUAAACAGAUUUUACCCAAUAUCAACUGUGAUAUCAAACUACGGCCAUCAGAUACUAGAUUAUGUAGUGGUACUUGUACUAGUGGUUCAUAUCAUUGGCAUGUUGGAUCCUGGUCCACGUGUAGUGUAACAUGUGGACGUGGACAACGACAUCGUACAGUAGCUUGUGUUGAUCCAGAUGGGAAUGAACAUCAUACUUCUUUAUGUCCUAAGAAGAAACCACGUAAUACUAAACGAUGUUUCCGUGGAUUCUGUCCUAGAUGGUAUUCUGGAAGCUGGAGUAAGUGUUCUGUUACUUGUGGAAAUGGUAUUAGAGAAAGAGAAGUAUUGUGUCGAGAUAACAGAAGAAACAGAAGACGUAUUCUAGACCCAUCACUCUGUGCUGGAAAACAGAAACCACCAACUAGAUCAAACUGUCACAGAAAACCAUGCUCAGAAUUUAUUUGGAAGGUUGAAAAGUGGAGUGAGUGUUCUAAAACAUGCGGCUUUGGUCGUAAAGAAAGAGAUGUAAACUGUGUUGAUCGUCAAGGUCAACCUGUGACCUCUCACCUCUGUGAUAGUGAAAGUAAACCUAAAGUCAGACGUAGAUGUAGUGAAUUUCCUUGUCCUUAUAUUUGGAAUGCUGGACCAUGGUCUGAGUGCUCCUCAAAAUGUGGACAAGGUCAUCAGUCACGUAUUGUGGUAUGUCAAGCUGUUACUAAGGAAGGUUGGAUUCUACCAGGAGAGGUGAAGAAUAAAUGUGAACUCAAACAUCGUCCUACCACUUAUCAAUAUUGUAAUUUUGGAGAAUGUAAUGCCAAAUAUCGUUGGAGAGUUGGUCCCUGGGGAGAGUGUUCAGCCAAAUGUGGAACUGGUAAACAGAGAAGAAUGACUAUUUGUGUUGAUAAAUUUAACAAUAAAAAAUCACGAAGACGUUGUGAUAUGCGAUAUAAACCACCUUCAUCUCAAAACUGUUACACAAAUCCAUGUUAUGCUAGAUCAUGUAAAGAAUUAAAAGACUUAACCACUAUAAGAAAAGAUGGUGAUUAUAGAAUAUUACUAAAUUCACAAUUAGUCUCAAUAUACUGUAAAGAUAUGCGUAAACCGACACCUAUAGAAUAUUUGUCUCUACAAGAAUCAGCUGAUGAUAAUUAUGCCGAAGUUUAUGGCCAAAGACUACGUCGACCUGGUAAAUGUCCUUACAAUGGAACACGAAUAGAUGAUGUAAACAUUGUCCUGAAGAUAAUACAUUUAGUGUUUGUGAUAAUAACUCAAGAUAGUACAUUUAGUGUUAGUGAUAAUAAUAAAUUUGUACCAUAUGGGUCAUCAGGUGAUUGUUACAGUUCACAUGAUUGUCCACAGGGUCGAUUUAAUAUCAACCUGGUAAAUACAGGUUUCAUUGUCUCAGUAAAUACAACAUGGAUAUUACACGGUAGUAAAGCUUCUCAACGUAUCUGGAGAUUACGAGAUGGAGAAAUUAUUAAAGGUAUAUGUGGUGGUUAUUGUGGAAGAUGUUCCCCUGAUGCAGACUCGGGUUUACAAUUACAACUGAGACCAUAG